This is a messenger RNA of Bemisia tabaci, 1974 nucleotides long. Lineage: Eukaryota; Metazoa; Arthropoda; Insecta; Hemiptera; Aleyrodidae. The record is from RefSeq and is a predicted model, not a curated record.
UCGUUGAGUAUUGAGUCCGAGCGUGUGACUUACCGUCACGAAACGUAAUCAACCAUCAUUUUGUUUGUUUCCCGAAUAUUUUGUCUGUUUACUGCCAAUGCGUUGUUGUCCCAAGUACAAGUCGUUCGAAUUUUCACUGAAAAAUAAGUGUUUUUUUUUCUGAAGCAUCGGAUAAUCUGAAUCCAAAGGUAAAACCAAAUGUACCCAUGGAUCUCUUAACCAACUCAUUCUCCUUGUCGAUCAACCCCUUUCUAGUCCUCUUCGGCGCAACCCUCCUAGCCUUUUACUACAUGCCCCUCAACUACUGGGCGAGACGAGGUAUACCCCACGUGUCGGCCCUACGAUGCAUCUGCCAGACCCUAGCGGUGACCUUCCGGACUAAAUCCUUCCACGAGAUGCUCCAUGAGCAGCACAAAGCUCUCGAGGGACACUCUUACGGUGGCGCGUACCUUAUGUUCAGGCCGACAGUGAUCCUCCGGGACCCUGAGUUGGUCAAGGAGUGGCUUGUCAAGGGAUUCGCCCAUUUCCACGACCAUGUCCCGAAGCCUGAUGAGAAGAGCAGCAAACUUGCCGGAAACUUGUUCGCGCUUGGAGGCGACAGAUGGCGCGCAGUGAGGACGAAGGUAUCGCCCGCGUUCAGCCCUGCGACUGUCAGGUUCAUGCACAGGACUUUGGAGGGAUGUGCCCUGGAACUCAUCAGUCACUUGCAAAGGGUAUGCGGAGCCAAAGGCGAGGCGGAAAUCGACAUGAAAUCCGUGGCGAAGAACUGCGCGAUGGACAUAAUCGGAGCGUGCGCCGUCGGCGUGAACUGCAAUGCCCUCGGCGACCCGGAGCACUGCGAGAUGAAACCGAUCGUCGAAGAGAUCUUCGGCAUCACGUGGAGAUCCUCAAUCGCCAAUCUCCUCACUUAUAUCCACCCCCGGCUUCCGGCCUGGAUCCGAUUCCCUCGACGGACUCCCGAGGUAGAGCAGUUUGUCGCCGCCUUGACCAGGAGAGGCCUCCAGAUGAGCGCUGAGGAGCGGGCUGGCAGGAGGGAUUUCCUGAAAAUUUUGGUCGAGAGUCGCGAGGCCGAGAAACUAGCGGCGGAAAAUUGUGGUGCUGAUGGAGCAAGUGAAGAUGAAGACCCGGUUUUCACGGAAAAUAUCAUCGCUGGUGUAGUUGGACUAUUCCUCUCGGCUGGACUGGAAAACGUAGCAGUCACCGUGACAUUUUGUAUGUUUGAAAUAGCCCACCAACCAGAGAUUCAAGAGAAAAUGUUCGAUGAAAUCCAGGCGAUGAAAAAAGAAACUGGCAGGGAAAUAAACUACGACGACCUCAAGAGACUUAAGUAUAUAGAGCAAGUCGUUAAUGAAACACUGCGCAAAUAUCCAGCGGAUGGAUAUAUGAGAAGGAUCUGCACCAAACCGUUCAAAAUACCAAGUACAUCAGUCGUGGUGGAGGAGAAUACCAAACUGUUUAUAUCUACAUAUAGUAUUCAUCACGACCCAAAAUAUUUCCCGGAACCUGAGAAAUUCGACCCAGAAAGAUUUUCAGAACAGAACAUUGAUAAAAUUGUCCCAGGGUCUUAUUUAGCUUUUGGAAAAGGACCUAGAGCUUGCAUAGCGAGCCACUGGGCCCUGACGGCCGUGAAAACGGUAGUGGUGACCCUGGUGUCCAACUACAAACUCUUUCCCUGCGCUCGAACUCAAAAACGGAUUGAAUUUGACCGACAGCGUUUCAACUUGACCCCCAAGGGUGAAGUGCCCCUUCGAAUCGUGAAAAGAAAUACUGUAUUUUGAUUUUUUCAAGUGGUUUCUUUCACCGUUUUUUCCGGUAUAGGCUUGAUUCCUUUAUAUGUAUACCUAAAAUUCUCAGGCAUAACUGUGAUUUUAUUUUUUAUAUUUUUGGUAAAAUUACAUUUUAAUCUUAAGUAUGUAACGAGAGAAAAAAUGUGAAUUUAGGAAAAUUUCAAAUAUAGUCAGAGCUCUACACGCA